This is a messenger RNA of Plasmodium yoelii, 1278 nucleotides long. RefSeq names its product Plasmodium exported protein (PHIST), unknown function. The transcript is spliced from 2 exons. NCBI's taxonomy places the organism in Eukaryota, Apicomplexa, Aconoidasida, Haemosporida, Plasmodiidae. The record is from RefSeq and is a predicted model, not a curated record. The coding region runs from base 1 to 1278 and encodes 425 amino acids.
AUGAAUACCUAUUCGAAAUUUUCAAAAAUACCCAAGUUGUUUUAUUUAUCCGUAUUAUUCUUGGCACUGAAGUAUGGCACAGACCUAUCCCAGGCUAAUGAUCUUUUAAAAGCCCAAUUAAAUGUUUUAAAUUCAAGGAAUUUAUCUGAAAAUCCUGUUGUAACUGAGAAUUUAAGUAAUAAUGUAAAUGAUCUAAGAACUGAAUCAAAAUGUGAUGAAAAUGGAAAUCUGUCACCAUUUAAUGAUUUUAUGAUGGAAAUGUUUCUUUCUAGCGAACCUAGUACUUCUAGUAAUCCGAUUAAACCACCAAAGACGUUUACUAUCAGUAGUAUCUCUGAUGAAAGUGACUUAGAUGAUGAAAAUAAUACAACUCAUAAAAUUAAUAAAAUUAGGGUAUCAUUUCCCGAUGAUAUGGAUGAUUAUUCACAUCCUUUCGAUAAUAUAACUCCAGAUGGUAAUUCCAAUGACUCUCAUUCUAGUAAAACAGAAUCUUCAAACGAAAAUACCCCAUCCACGAGUUCGUUGGAUAGAAAUGCUGACCAAGAUAUCGAUUAUAAUUCACAAAACGUAAUUAACAAUGACGAAGUGAAAAAAAAAUUUUUAAAAGCCUUUAUAAAAACUGAUAAACGUAAAAAGGAUACUGUACAUGAAAAUAAAAAUGAAAAGAAAAGUGAAAAGAAAAGUGAAAACCAAAAUGAAAAGAAAAAUGAAAAGAAAAAUGAAAAGAAAAAGAAAAUUAAAAAGAAAAAAGGUCAUUCAAACAAUAAUUCGGGACAUGAUGAGUCUUUCGAUUGGAAUCAAAGUGAAGAAGAAAUCGGUUCUAAACUUGCAAACUAUGGUAAAGCAAAAGAUGCACUUGAAAGUUGGAGAUCGAAUGUUAUUGAAAGAUUACAUAAUAACCCAUCAUUAUCGAAUGUAUUGUCUUCUAUACAUACUAUUAAAGAGAUCGAACAAAAUCAUUUUAAUCUUAUGAUGUUAGAAGAACAAAAUAGUUGUAUACUUUUAGGAAAAAUUAAUAACAUACCACAGAAAUUUAUAAGAGACAAAUGGGAUUUUGCUCAUGACAGGAUGCGCCAAGAAAUAAAUAAUAAACUCCCUAAAAUAUUUGAUGAUUUAUAUAAUUAUUCUAAAAAAUAUAGUGGAAAUGCUAAAGAUUUAAUUUUAGAUAUAAAAAUGGCUCAAAGCAGAUGUGCAAAAUUAAGAGGGUUAAUACACAAGCAUAACCAAUAUUUUUUUAUGAAAAACAUUAAACAGUUUUUGGAGGACAUACAAAGCUAA